Messenger RNA from Glycine soja, 1064 nucleotides. RefSeq names its product acid phosphatase 1. NCBI's taxonomy places the organism in Eukaryota, Viridiplantae, Streptophyta, Magnoliopsida, Fabales, Fabaceae. The record is from RefSeq and is a predicted model, not a curated record. The transcript is spliced from 3 exons. Gene Ontology annotation, molecular function: acid phosphatase activity. Bases 110 to 871 code for a protein of 253 amino acids.
CAAUCCAAUCAUUGUUAACUCAAUUUUAAAAACGUGAACAUUCCCAUUACCUACCAUAUACCAUCAACCAAUAUCUUCUUUGUCGCUUUUAUUAUCUGUUUUUCCGGCGAUGGAUUCCGGCGCGUGGCUCCUGUUCCUGGUGGUCGUGGCUGUCUCAACGUCCGGCCACAUUCACUCUGAAGCGAUCCUGAGACUCCCGUCCGAGAGCGAGGAGAUCUCGCGCGACUACUGCGACAGCUGGAUGCUGGCGGUGGAGACGAACAACGCCGGGACGUGGAACCGCGUGCCGGCGAGUUGCGUGGACUUCGUGGCGGAAUACAUCACCGGAGAUCGGUACCGGCGGGACUGCGACGUGAUCCGGAAUUUGUCGGCGGCGUUCGCGAAGAGCGUGGGAUUGGCCGGAGACGGAAGAGACGCGUGGGUGUUCGACGUCGACGAGACGCUUCUCUCCAAUGUGCCUUACUACCAAGGCGUCGGAUUCGGAUCUGAGAUCUUCAAUGAGACUUCCUUUGAUAAUUGGGUGGACUUAGCUGCUGCCCCAGCUUUGCCAGCCAUUUUGAGUUUGUAUAACGAGCUUAAGGAAUUGGGCUUCAAGAUAUUCUUCUUAACUGGGAGAAGUGAGUUUCAAAGGAAUGCCACAGAAACAAACCUUCUGCUUUCAGGGUACAGAGAUUGGGAGAGGCUCAUCUUAAGAGGGUCUUCUGAUCAAGGCAAGCCAGCCACUACAUACAAGUCUGAGAAGAGAGCAGAGUUGGAGAAUGAAGGCUACAGGAUCCAUGGGAACUCUGGGGAUCAGUGGAGUGAUUUGUGGGGUUAUGCAGUGUCCGCACGGUCUUUUAAACUCCCAAACCCAAUGUAUUAUAUUCCUUAACAUAGAAAUGGCUUCUCAGAAAUCUGUAAUCUUUUUCAUAAUUGCCUGUUCUAGUACUUCUGCCCAUGAUUUUUCAUGGUACUAUGAUACUUGUUACAACAGGGAUUCUUAGUGACACUAGUUUCUAAUGUGUUGUAUGCUACAUUUAUACUUAUUUUGAGGAAUAAUUAUUUUUUCUGUUGUGUGUGUACAA